AUGAGGAAUAUUAGGGAGAGCAUGGCCCGCCUCCAAUCCCAGGCCAAAUCUCUCGUCGAGCUGGCCCAGUCAUUUCUGUGGCAGGCAGACGACAGCCAGGGACAAAAGAUGUCGCUCUCUGCCGCCAAGGUGACGGAGCGCGAAAAGCUCCCCGAGGCCGAUGCCGUUUGGACAAAGCUCGUGAGAAUCAAGUACCAAGACCCCAAGGACCGACCCCGGACGUGGGAAUCGGCGGAGCGCACGACGCGCCCCGAGGGAAGCGAUAUCGACGGCGUGGGCAUCGUCCCCGCGGGCCUCAUUGACGCUGGCGAGACGGCGGAGCAAUGCGCCAUUCGUGAGCUGAAAGAGGAGACGGGCUACGUGGGUGUGCCCCUCGCCACCUCGCCCAUCAUGUUCAACGACCCCGGCUUCUGCAACACCAAUCUCCGCAUGGUUCACCUCACGGUGGACAUGUCCCUCCCCGAGAACCAGAACCCGCAGUCGCAGCUCGAGGACGACGAGUUCAUCGAGGUGUUCCACGUCCCUCUCUACCGGUUAUGGGACGAGUGUAAGCGCCUCGAGGCGGAAGGGUGUGCUAUUGACGCGCGGGUAGGGACCUUGGCCGAGGGGCUCGAGCUGGCCAAAAGUUUCGGCUUUGAAAACGUUUUGGGGUUCUUUACACUUUUAACGAUACUCAAAGUGGGCACGCGAAUCCGACCAGUGGGCCUUUUAACCCAGGCAACAAAUAGUAGGUAG
Parascedosporium putredinis is the source of this 735-nucleotide messenger RNA. The record is from the annotation of a GenBank genome assembly. NCBI's taxonomy places the organism in Eukaryota, Fungi, Ascomycota, Sordariomycetes, Microascales, Microascaceae.